Molecule: messenger RNA, 1711 nt
Organism: Ceratitis capitata (Mediterranean fruit fly)
Lineage: Eukaryota; Metazoa; Arthropoda; Insecta; Diptera; Tephritidae
Gene: Cyp308a1
Product: probable cytochrome P450 308a1
Exons: 9
Coding region: 105-1631 (508 amino acids)
Molecular function (GO): iron ion binding; heme binding; oxidoreductase activity, acting on paired donors, with incorporation or reduction of molecular oxygen
Source: RefSeq, a predicted model, not a curated record
UUCAGUUACUUGCUAGCGGCUCAACUUCUCGUAUCAUUUUUUUCCCCAAAGUGUCAUCAUAUUUCUAUUGAGUUCAGCCCCACUAAAUUUGUUAAACCAUUCAAAUGGUGUUUGUACUUUUUAUAACAUUUGCUUUGCUUCUUGGUGUUCAUUUGAGCUGGAAAUGGAGUUUUUGGCAUAGACAUGGCAUACGUGGACCACGUGGUGUACCGAUUUUAGGCAAUAUGAGUGAGUUUUUUCUCGGCCAAAAACAUUAUGGUGAUGUCUAUCAAAAUAUUUACGAAGCACAUCCACACCUUCCCUAUGUGGGCAUUUAUCGUCUUUUUAAUGAGCCGGCGGUUUUGGUGCGCAGCCAAGAGAUGAUUAAAGAGAUUAUGAUACGCUCUUUUCAUCAUUUUCAAGAUAAUGUUUUAUGGGUUAGCAGGAAACGGGAUCCCAUUGUUAGCUUCAAUCCAUUUGUGGCUAAAGGUGAUCAAUGGAAAAAUAUGCGUGCCGAAAUUCUUCCUAUUUUUACUCCGAAUAAGGUCAGGGCGUCGUUCCCCCAUAUAAACUCUAUAUGCAGAAAGCUUGAGGCAUUUGUAUCUCAAAAAGUAAAAAAUUCAGAAAACUCUUUUGAAUGCAAAGAUCUAUUCUCCAAGUAUACACUUGAUGUGGUUGCUUCAGCAGGUUAUGGUCUUGAUGGCGCUUCUUUCACAAACACCAAGUCGGAUUUUACCCAACUUGUGGAACAUCUCUUUAUGCCGAAUAAUUGGAGCUUACUCGAAACCAUUGCAUUGCUUUUUUCCCCAUUGCUCGGAAAUAUCAUAAAAUAUUGGAAUUAUAGCUAUGCACCACCACAAGUGCAACACUGGCUUCGUGGCAUAAUUGAAAAAGUUUUAGAAAGCCGCCGUUCACCAGGGACUUUAAAGGAGUUGCCAUCAAAACCGAACGAUUUCUUGCAAUGGCUCAUUGACGGUAGACAGAAAUCGCAUGAACCGAUUGAUGUACCAACAAUGGUAGGCCAUUGUGGUACAUUUUUGCUGGAAGGAUUCGAGACAUCGUCUUCAUUAAUGGCUUUUGCACUAUACGAGUAUGCCAAACAUCCAUCGGUGCAAGAACGUCUUCAGAAUGAAAUUGAUGAUGUCUUAGCUCGUUACAGUGGCGAAAUUUCCUAUGAAGCUAUUCAGGAAAUGCCUUAUUUGGGAGCUACUUUAUACGAAACGCUACGUCUAUACCCACCCAUGAUGGCAUUACUGAAACAUUGUACCAAGGAAUUUGAGCUUCCGGCGCAGUCGCCAGGAGGAAAAUCAUUUAUUGUGCCCGAGGGUAUGGUAUUUGUUAUACCAGUCAAAGCUGUGCACUACGAUGGCGAAUUAUAUGAGAAUCCAUUACUAUUCCAACCAGAGCGGUUUUUGGACCAAAGUGAUAGUUCUCGUAACGGUUUAUUUUUAGGAUUUGGAGAGGGUCCACGUAUGUGUCCAGGCAUGCGUUUCGGUUUGGCUCAAAGUAAAGCUGGCAUAAUAACAUUAUUAUCGAAGUAUUCAGUUUCCAUUAGCGAGAAUUCCAAACCAUUCAAGAUUUCAACAACUACUUUCCUAACAGCUCCGCAGGAAGGAAUAUGGAUCUCGUUUAAAGAAAGAAAUACAAAAUAAUAUUACAGCUUGUCUAUAGAAAUAUAACACAAAAGUAAAUGCAUAACAGUGUGAAAAAUUAUCGUAAAUAAAGUAUUAAU